AUGCGCUGUGUUGUGGGCGUCGCCCGGGGUACGGCACUACUGCCCGGUCAGACCAGGUCCAACCGGAUUCAGACCUGGUCCCAGACCUGUCUUGGUCUCCAUAAUGUCUUCACCGACCCCACCCCCACACUCCGUAAAGCGGUGGCCGCUCCAGGGCACGGACUACGCGGCGCCCACGGACCAAGUGCGCGCUCCUGGACUCUCUUCAGCAUCCUGGACCCCUUUGACCAACAAGACCCACAACCUGCAGGUCAGGACCAGGACCCGUCCGCCGUGCACGUGACAGCUGUGCACCUGUUUGAGAAGCGAGUGGGAGCUCCUGCUGCACUGGUUCGACCUGUGGACAGACGAUCCUGUCAGGACCUGCUGGUAGAACUCGUCCCUGUGACCCGGGCGGACUUCACGGCGGUUCUUCCUCGGUUCUUGUCCCUUUAUGUUCUGUCGUUCCUGUCGCCGAGAGACCUUUGCUCCGCAGCUCAGGUCUGCUGGACCUGGAGGAUCCUGACAGAACAGGACUGCCUGUGGGUGAGCCGGUGCGUGGCAAAGGGCUGGUUCUUGCCGUACACUCCUGGUCCCAAAGAGUACGGCGCCUGGAAGUCCCACUACGUCGCCUGCUUCAGGUCCAUGGACUUUCCGAGCCCUCGAGAGGCGGAGACACUCUGCGGGGCGCUCAACCAGAGAGGGGGUGGAGCUACGGACCAGGACGAGCCAAAAGAGCGAGAGGAGAGGGCGAGGGAGAGGAGGGUCCGCCACUUGCUCCGCCAGCGAGUCCAGCACCACAAAGGUGAAGCUCUGAGGACCAGGCCACCGUGGGGCAGCAGUGUCUCUCUGGUCCGUCCCACAAAGACCUCUGUCCUCUGUCCUGGACCUGUCCUGUGUCCCACUGUGGACGAGGGACACAGGGACACGCCCAGCGCCAGGUCCGUGGCUCUAUCCUCUGACCGCCACAGCCUGGACCCUCGCCCUCUGCUGCUGCUCUCGGACGCUCUACCAGCCUACGAGGUGGCGCUGGGCGGGGUGAGAGCGGAGGUGCUGUCCCUUCUCUUCGACCACAGGCUCUCUCUGACUGCUCUGCUGGCCCGAGUGGACGAGGCCCUGCGUGGGAGGAGGGCCCUGAGGCUGGGGGUCCUGGCUCCUGGGGGGACGGACUCACUGCGUCUGCUGCGAAGUCAGUACCACCUCAUUUGCACUCAGACUCACUGUGGUCAGGGGCCAGGGGUCUCAGACUCACUGUGGUCAGGGGCCAGGGGUGUCAGACUCACUGUGGUCAGACUCACUGUGGUCAGGGGCCAGGGGUCUCAGACUCACUGUGGUCAGGGGCCAGGGGUGUCAGACUCACUGUGGUCAGGGACUAGGGGUCUCAGACUCACUGUGGUUAGACUCACUGUGGUCAGACUCACUGUACAUUAUGAAGGGAGCGAGAUCACGGAGCAGACGGUGCUGGCCCCAGAGAGCAGAGACUUCUGGGAGAAAAUGUGUUCACGGGUCGUUCCAAAGGAGGAGGGAGGAGGCAUCGACAUCUUCUGUCCACUCGCCGCUGCAGCUGCUGGACUGUCGCUCAUGCAGACUCUGACCUCUCUCACUGGACUGGACGUGUGUGCUCCCAUGGGCCUGUGCUCCAGCAGCUUCCAAAACAUCCUGGGGGAGUGGUGUGAUUCGAGUCUGAGCCCUUGCACCUCCAGCGUCUCCCCCCAGCAGACUCCCCUCUCUCCUCCCUCUCCCCCGUCUCCCCCCCUGCAGUACCUCCAUAGUGGGGCGCUCCAGGCCUGGUGCACACAGGGCCUCUGGCUGGAGGAUUACCUCCGUGAGCUCCGGGUGAGCGCAGGCCGACAGCUGCAGAGCCUGAGCGUGCAGAGCAGAGGGCGGGCGCUCGGUCAGUAUUUCCAGGAGACCAUCUAUCCCCAGACCCCGCCUCUGUCCCGGACCCUGAACCCGGUUCUGACCGCAGCUCUGAGGAAAACAGCCAAUCAGGAGGAGUCGGAGCAGCUGAACUUUCUGGCCUGUUUUCUCACCAAACGUAUGGGAGAAAAAACAGAAGAGAACGAUGAAGAGGAGGAGACCGAAGAGGAAGAUCACAGCUCUGUCCAGGCUCUGGCCCAUCUCUCUGUGCUAACCGCACUCAUCUCCGGCUUCGUCAUCAAACUGAGGAACUGUCUCCGUGACGACGGCUUCCUCCGGCAGCUCCACACCAUCGGUCUGCUGGCCCACUUCGAGUCCCUGCUCAGCACCUACGGAGACGAGCUGGCCAUGCUGGAGGACAUGAGCGUGGGCGUGAUGGACCUGCGCAACGUCACCUUUAAGGUGACCCAGGCCCCCAGCAGUGCGGCCCCUGACCUGCUGCCCAUCCUGUCUGGGGGCAGACACGGCUUCACGGUGCGCGUCCCACUGCCGGGCGCCAUGUUCGACGCUCUGCCGCCGCAGAUCCAGAGCGGGAUGCUGCUGCGCGUCCAACCCGUGCACUUCAACGUGGGCAUCAACGAACAGCAGACACUGGCAGAGAGGUGA
Knipowitschia caucasica is the source of this 2505-nucleotide messenger RNA. Lineage: Eukaryota; Metazoa; Chordata; Actinopteri; Gobiiformes; Gobiidae. The record is from the annotation of a GenBank genome assembly.